This is a messenger RNA of Carassius auratus (goldfish), 3639 nucleotides long. Its product is annotated as acyl-CoA:lysophosphatidylglycerol acyltransferase 1-like. Gene Ontology annotation, molecular function: acyltransferase activity. Gene Ontology annotation, cellular component: endoplasmic reticulum; endomembrane system. Gene Ontology annotation, biological process: phosphatidylinositol acyl-chain remodeling. Bases 482 to 1597 code for a protein of 371 amino acids. Lineage: Eukaryota; Metazoa; Chordata; Actinopteri; Cypriniformes; Cyprinidae. The record is from RefSeq and is a predicted model, not a curated record. The transcript is spliced from 8 exons.
GUACCGGUGCGCGUGCCCUCACUGAGUCUGCGCGUGUCCGCGGCCUGUGGUAGGAGCUGUUUUAUACAGUCUAUGGGUAGGAGGUCCAGAAUAACGGAGCUAAAGAUCAUCAUCUUCCCGAAGGAGAGGCCCAGUGAAUACAUGCCUGACACGCCUCAUCCGGAGCGGAAAGAUGAGUUUACUCGUCUGAUCUCAAACGUCUUCGGUUGACUGUUACAGUGUUCGGUUCGGGGAGUCGAGCGCAGAUCGAGAGGUUCGGCCGCGGGACUCCAGCAACAUGCGAGUGUGUAACUGAAACGCAUGCAUUCGAGCAGGAAACAGACUCACGGAACCAAGUCAAGCCGUGGAGUAGACGAUCUUAAGCUCUCGGGUACACCGUUCAUCUUCGUCCUCUACAUGUGACCGAGCCGAACUCUCCGAACCCGUCUGCAGCUUCACCAGCAGGCUGCGCGUUAGCACGGUGACGGCAGGACAGUACAGUAUGGCUCCCCAUCUGGACACGGCUCGCAGAUUGUUCUGGAUCUUAAUGAACUCGCUGCUCCGGUUCACCUUCAUGUUUGUGAAUAACUGUGUGGCAAUCCCGUCCUACUGCCUCUAUCUGUUAGUCCUGCAGCCUUUACGAGUUCUAGAUGCGCCCACUUUCUGGUACAUCGAAGGGGUCAUGUUCAGGUGGUUACUGGCGAUGGUGGCGUCUUGGGGCUGGUGUGCAGGUUACACGGUGACAGAAUGGGGUGAUGAUGUGAGACCGAUGUGUGAAGAUGAAGCCAUGGUCAUAGUCAACCAUCAGUCUACAGGAGACGUGUGCACCCUAAUGAUGUGCUUGCAGGACAAGGGCACGGUUGUACGAAAGAUGAUGUGGUUGAUGGACCAUGUUUUUAAAUAUACCAAUUUUGGGGUUGUGUCUAUGAUUCAUGGAGAUUUCUUCAUCAGGCAGGGCAAAGCACAUCGAGAAAAGCAACUAAUUUACUUGAAGGAUCACCUAGACAAGUAUUACUACAGCAGAGACAGGAAAUGGAUUGUGCUGUUUCCAGAGGGCGGCUUUUUAAGAAAGAGGCGAGAGAUAAGUCAGUCUUUUGCAAAAAAGAAUGACUUGCCUUACUUGACUCACGUAACACUGCCACGGCUGGGCGCCACUCAGAUAAUCCUGAAGACCUUAGGACCCCAGCAGGAAAACGGCAUUCUGGGAACAGAGGGAAAUCCACCAGGUCAAAGUAACAAAUCAAAAGGACUACAGUGGGUAAUAGAUAUGACCAUAGCCUACCCCAAUGCAAGACCCAUGGACAUUCAAACAUGGAUAUUUGGUUACAGAGAUCCAACAGUCACACAUGUACAUUACAGGACAUACCCUAUAAAGGACGUCCCAGAAGAAUCAGAAGCGCUGACAGAUUGGCUGUAUCAGAGAUUUGUGGAAAAGGAGAAACUUCUGGCUCACUUCUACAAGACAGGAGCAUUCCCUCCACCAGACGGCCAGAAAGAGCUGGCCUCCCGAGAUAUGACCCUUGAUAAUGUUUGGCUGCUUUUCGUCCAAACGUUCGCCUUCGCCUCGGGCUACAUGUGGUACAGCGUUCUAAAUCACAUCUACUGUUGGUUCUUCUGACGGCUCUGAGGAGAGCGUAACACACAGGACGGAGGAGACCUAGAGCCCCGAUUGCCAUUCUUCUCUGCCGGAUAGUCGAAUGUACCCCGCAGGACGACUCCAGUUGCUGUUUCUGAUCGCGGUCCCCAUCCUUACUUCGGACAGACACAUCGACCCAAUCCCAGCUGCCCACGCAGACAUGCGUUUAUCCCUUAGAUCUGUGUAGAACCAGUUCAACGUUUACACAUGCGCGCUCACAUGCAGAGAAAAAAUUAUGCACAUCUAAAUGUUUACUCAUGCACAUGUGGAACCCCCCCCAACACACUCCUUUUAUGUUUUUCGUACAAUCAAAAUUAGGCUCAGGAAUAAGCCAGAGAUAGAUCUGUCAAGUCCUCUUAUUUCCCUCAUUUUCUGCCACGUGAGCUUCUCCCCCUUUUUAUCGUUAACUCUCAAACAGGAUGACUGAAGUUGUUUUCAGAGACUGCUGUCCUCUUUGGAAGCGCCACCUCUGGCCUUCAUUGCACUAUGAAUCCUUGUCGCCCCCCUCCCAAAAGAAAGGAAGACCCUCGGUGUGUGCUGUCCUCAUGUCAUUUCAUCCUUGUGGCGGUUGACUGGACGCUGUUGUCUAUGUCAGUAUUGAUCGAUCGUGAUGUUUACACUGACUGAAGGGGGAUUCGGUUUUGAUGAUGCGUCGGGGGGGGUGAGGGAUUUCAAAGACUAACCUGGUUCUUGUUUUAAAACUAGGAGACCGCGUCCUUUGGAGAACUUUACACAGUCAACGCCAUACAGACACAUCCAAGCGCAUCACAUGACUGCCGAUUCAAUAGAACAAAUACCACUCACCUCCAAAGUUUUACAAAUAUUAAGCCAUAUGCUUAUCUUAGGGUCAAAAGGGGGCGGACAUUCUAAUGACUGAACUUUUGUGUUUGUUCAUUGUCCUAAAAGGAUUUUAAUUUGUUGAUUUGUUUUGAGUCUCAAACUGGUCUCAUUUCUGUAAAUGUGACAGCAUAACCUGCCUGUGUGAUUGUGUGCGACUGGCUGUUUCUUUUCUCUUUUUAUUUAAUUUAAUUUUUUUUUUAGAUGCACAUAAUGUCUGGUAACUCCAUGUUAUAUCAGUGUGUUGGCAAAUAUCUGUUUAAUCUUUUUCCUCGUUCUGUGGAUAAUCUUGUGCAGAAAGGAGUCACUCUCUGCGUUUUUACUUCUGAAGCAUCAUGAAUGUUUUAAGACAGACGGAAAGAUAGCUGUUAGGAUCUUCUGUCCCGGCAGGUGCGUAAGUGUCCCUCAGUGUCUGAGCGUCACCUCGUCUGGUGGCGGUCGUGUGGGCGCAUUUCUGUUCAUCAAACGAAACCGUCUUAAAACUGCUGCCACACGGAAAGAAUUGGAGGCGUAGAUUCAAUUUGGCGCGGAGGCACAAAAUAUUUUAGAUUAGCUUUAGACUAUCUUGAGGAAAACGGAAAUGCAAAAUUGUGUUUUUCCUGUGUGAAAUUGGAUGUGUUUGUGUGUGUUAGUGGGGAAGAAUGCCAUGCUUGAGUCUAUUAUGAGCGAGGUCCAGCAAUAAUGUACUCCAAAAUAAAUGCCCAUGUUGUGGCGUUCUAAAGAAACGAUGCUUAGAUGUACAAAUUAGACAUUUGUAGAUGAAAACUGUCAUUUCCCCCCUUAACCGAAGUCAUGUCAUCGGUGAAAGUGAACUUUGUUUCUAUAGCUUGCCAGAUUGAAAUGUGAAUGAUGCCAGAAGACUAAAGCCAAGUUAGAUGCGGACUGCAUUCAGAGCAGGCUACGUCACAGUGAACUUCACCGCGAGGAUCUCGGACACUGGCUUCCUUGUUUCGUUCUCGCUGUCUGUCAGAUUGAGACAUAACAUUGUUUUCCUAAGUAUGGUUUUAUGUUUAAAAAAUAAUAAAAAAGUGUGAGCUAUAUCUAUAUAUUAGCAGUUUUAACCAAAUUACAAUAGAAUGGUCCAUAAUUUUCAUUUUGUACUCUUGUUUCUCUCCCUAGCUUCCCAGCCAUUUUACAACACACAAAUUAAGUGUGCUGGAAUAAAAAUCAUGCGCAGCAGUGACCCA